CAUUGUUUACGUCUGUCGUUGAAAGUAGGUCACAGGAAAGUGUGACAGUUAGCUGGUGGACAGAAUCCGAUCGCUUUUACAGAGACAUACAUUACAGUGUCAUACGAAAACCUUCAGGUAUACGAGUCUCCAGCGAUCGCAACGGUGCCCCUGAAAGACAGGUGCGGAGGCUCCCGGUUGGCAUGUCGAGGCGGAGCAGAAACAGCAGGGCGUGGAGGUACGUAUGGAGUGGAAUCCGACGGGAUGCAGAUGCAAGAGCGCUGGUGCUUGCCUCCGAGAAUGACGAGUGGGGUUAUGAUCGCCAGCAGUACAGUGACUCUGAUUCUGAAGCCGAGUAUCCAGCCAUUGUUCCGGCGGUCCCGAGCGCAGUGCCUGUAACGGGAGAGUCAUACUGCAGCUGUGAUUCACAGAUGGAGCUCAGCUGUAACCCUCGGCUCCGGGGUUACACACACUUGCGAGACUGCCACUGCGGAGAAGAUGACCAAGACUUUGACUGGGUGUGGGAUGAGGGCAGCCGGUCGUCUGCCACGCUGCUGAGCUGUGAGAACAGGAAAGUGAGCUUCCACUCGGAGUACAGCUGUGGAACGGCAGCCAUUCGCGGCUCCAAAGAGCUCUCAGAGGGACAGCACUUCUGGGAGAUUAAAAUGACUUCCCCUGUCUACGGCACAGACAUGAUGGUUGGUAUUGGCACAUCAGAUGUGAAUCUGGACAAAUACAGACACACAUUCUGCAGCCUGCUGGGUAAAGAUGAAGACAGCUGGGGUCUGUCAUAUACAGGUCUGUUACAUCAUAACGGUGAUAAAGUGAGCUUUUCAUCACGUUUCGGACAGGGUUCUAUUAUUGGCAUUCAUUUGGACACUUGGCACGGCACCCUCACCUUUUAUAAAAACCGCAAGUGCAUCGGUGUAGCAGCUACAGAGAUGAAGAAUAAGCGUGUUUUUCCGAUGGCGUGCUCCACCGCGGCCAAAAGCAGCAUGAAGGUGAUUCGCUCGGUCUCGGCUCCCACCUCUCUACAGUACCUGUGUUGCUCACGGCUCCGCAAGCUGCUCCCGUCCGGAGUCGAUGCCCUCCGAGUCCUGCCCCUGCCGCCGGGCCUCAGACACCUUCUCCACUCCAAGCUGGGAUGGGUGCUAAGCCUGGAUCACACGCACAUGCACUCGAACACACACAGCCCGCCCGGACCCUCCUCGGGCAGUGACUCUGAGGGCUGCUCCUCAGACCCCGAGGCCUGCCAGCGGAAGCGCUGCCGCUGGACCUGAUGCUGCGUGCGCGCAUCCAUUAUGCAUCAUUAUGCACACAUCAGAAAAGGUCUCUACAAAAAAAAAAAAAAAAAAAAAAAAAGAACCAACAUAUAUAAAUAUAUAAACACUGGACCCCUGCUGUCAAUCACAGUGGUGGAUAACAGGACUGGCUGAGUAACUUCAAGGUCAGUCAAGCCUGUUUUACUAGUUGCAUCGCUGGUAAAUGUUCAUCCUUCAAGGCUCUAAAGGUAGUUUGCUCCAUCAGGUGACAUUCGGAUAUAUAUUACAGUAUUUGUAGUCAGUUUUGUUGUGAACUCCCAGUGGAAUGAAGACCAUCGGCUCUUCAGACAAAAGCAAGAUCUGAACCUCGUGAACCUGUUCUGAUGUGGGGAACAAUAACAUGCCAUCAUCUGAAGCGCAGACAAACACUCGCACUGUUUGCGUUCGCAAAAUAAACACAAACGAUACACCCCGAGUGAACUGUACAUUUCUCCAUUGUUGAAAAAUGAGAAAAAAAAUGACCUGAUCUAUUCUGAAGUAAUGCAUAUUCACGUCUCACGGGCCAGUCAGACAUCUCAGCACUUUAGAGUGUCACGGUCUGUUCUCUCUUUAUGUUUGAACAAUCAUUGUAUGUUUUUACUCUAUUCCUGUUUUAUCAAACAACUUACCAACACAACAGUGACGUCAUGAUAAAUAUCGUCUGCAUAAAUGUGAUUUCACUACCAUUACGUUGAAAUGGUGAGGAAAAAUGCCUGUGUAUUUUCACAGCUCUCGUCUCUAGAAAUGACUUUGGGCCCUAGUUAUUACUCAAAGUGUGUUGAUGUGUAUCUGAAGAGUUUCUCUGGAAAUACCUUGAUGCAGUUGUCGAACUGACUGAUGCUAACUGAAGUGGAGGUUGAUUCAGUGUUCAAUCUGUGCAACAUCUCUACGUAAGGUUCAUAUUGAAUUCAUAUGGGGUUUAUAUUGCAGAUUUUGUAAUUCAUUGUUUAAAAAAAAAAAAAAAAAAAAAAAAGUCAUUUUUUUUGGUUAUGCAUAAAGCACUUUUUUGCGCUUAUUGUAUGUAUGUAUGUAGAAAUAUAUACAGGUCCCUAUGCUGUGUUCUACACGUAUUGUAUGUCAUAAGCGCUCAUGAGAGCUAAUUCUCUCAUUCACUGUCUUCUCUCUUCCUUCUUUCGCUUUUACUCCAUACAUUAAGCAUGGCCUUUUAUAUGAGUCAAGAAAAAAUAAGGAAAAUUAUAUAUGCAUUAAAAAGGGGCUGAAUAUGGUUUUGUUUGUUGUUCUUUUUGAGAUCUUAAUAAAGGUUCCAAAAAUUCCAAAAA
Puntigrus tetrazona (Sumatra barb) is the source of this 2560-nucleotide messenger RNA. RefSeq names its product splA/ryanodine receptor domain and SOCS box containing 3a (gene spsb3a). NCBI's taxonomy places the organism in Eukaryota, Metazoa, Chordata, Actinopteri, Cypriniformes, Cyprinidae. Gene Ontology annotation, molecular function: protein binding. The transcript is spliced from 7 exons. Bases 183 to 1259 code for a protein of 358 amino acids. Gene Ontology annotation, biological process: proteasome-mediated ubiquitin-dependent protein catabolic process. The record is from RefSeq and is a predicted model, not a curated record. Gene Ontology annotation, cellular component: SCF ubiquitin ligase complex.